AUGCUUGUAUAUAUCAAUACCAUCAGCUCUAAAAAUGCAUUACUAUAUAUUAAAAUGGGUAAGUGCGUAUCAAAACCUAAAAAAUCACGAAAAUCUCUCCCCCAGCCAAAAAAUGAAGAAGAAAAAUUCAUCUCAAAUCCUAAAAAAUCAGUAUCUCCAGUUUCAUCAUGUUCUGAUCUAAAGUUGUCCCGUCAUAAGCGAAACAUUGAAAACCUAGAAACACAGGAAGACCAAUCAUCUGUUCAUAAAUCAAUAAGUUCUUCAUCUUUUCCUUUUUCAUCCUUUGAAAUGAGCUCAGGACUUCAAGAAAAUCCUUCAAUUCAAAUAUCUCAUUUAAAAACUGGGUCAAAAAUUUCAAUGGAUUUUAAUCAGCUUUCAAAAGUCAGUACUGAGCAUAAAAUGCUAAAGAAAAUUGCAAAAAGAUUAAAUGAAUUAGUUAGAGCUUAUCAUCGUGAACGAAAUUACUUUCCUUCUAUAGAAUUAUUGCAAUUACAAAGCGAAAUUUAUUUGCAUUUAGGGAUGUAUAGAGAAUAUAAUACAAGUGUAGGGGAUUUGAUUUUAGCUGUAGUCAUUGAUGGAGAAAAUGCAAUUGGGAGUAAGUUGCCUGUUUUGAUUGAGCCUAUUGAUGAAAGGACAAAACUAUUAGUUUCAGCUUGGAAGUUUUUUAUUGGUAAUGAAAGGGAAAUAGAGGAAGAAAAUUUGAGGAAUAUUGGAGUUUUUGAUAUAGCGGAUUUGAUUGAAAUGGCUGAGAAAUUGGACACAGCGUGCAUCAAAACUGUAGAAUUGCCAGAAGCAUUAAUAAAUAUUGGUCAUAUUUUUAGAAUCUGAUUAGGCUCUCCUGAAGAAGCUUUAAAUUUUUAUGAAGAAGCAAUGAUGGUUGAGCCAGAAAAUGCCUGCAUUAACUUUUAUCUUGGAUUAACUUAUAAAGCACUUAAUGAUUGAAAAUCCGCUAUAAGCCAGUAUCAACUUGGAAUUAACAAAAAUCCUAUGUACUGUGACUGCUAUUUUAACCUUGGAAAUAUUUAUUUAGAAGAAGAAAACAACCUAAAAUUGGCUGAACAAAAUUAUUUAAUUGCAUUAGAUUUAUGCCAUAGCCUAAAUAACUGCUUAGUAACUCCUGAUAAAAUUAAUUCAAUGCUCGAAAAAUUGUAUAUGCUAAAUCACAUAUCAAUUUCAGAAGAAUCAGAAAAAUCUUAA
Molecule: messenger RNA, 1197 nt
Organism: Blepharisma stoltei
Lineage: Eukaryota; Ciliophora; Heterotrichea; Heterotrichida; Blepharismidae
Source: the annotation of a GenBank genome assembly